Messenger RNA from Hemicordylus capensis (graceful crag lizard), 1255 nucleotides. Its product is annotated as olfactory receptor 9G4-like. The record is from RefSeq and is a predicted model, not a curated record. Lineage: Eukaryota; Metazoa; Chordata; Lepidosauria; Squamata; Cordylidae. Gene Ontology annotation, cellular component: membrane. Gene Ontology annotation, molecular function: G protein-coupled receptor activity; olfactory receptor activity; odorant binding. The coding region runs from base 118 to 1068 and encodes 316 amino acids. Gene Ontology annotation, biological process: sensory perception of smell; G protein-coupled receptor signaling pathway. The transcript has a single exon.
GCCCUUACACGGUAGAUUUCACAAGCUGGAAGUGUGUCCACCCCUACUGUAAUGCUGCUGGUUUGAAUAGGAAAACUCCAAUUUCUCUUUCUGCUAUCAACAGUUAAUAUAUGUCCUAUGGGGACAAUAGAAAUGGAAGGCAAUCGCACGCUUGUUACUGAUUUUGUUAUGGUGGGUUUCACAACAGAUCCACUUCUGCGUAUCAUCUUCUUUGUGCUGUUCCUAGCUUCAUACAUCCUAACACUGACUGGAAAUGUGGGCCUGAUGACACUGAUCUACCUAGAUUCUCACUUGCACACACCCAUGUACUUCUUUGUUGGCAACCUUUCCUUCCUAGAUGUCUGGUUUUCCACCGUCUACACUCCACGGAUCUUGUCUGACUGUGUGUCCAAGAACAAGGUCAUGUCCCUUGCCGGCUGUGCUGCCCAGUUCUUCUUCUCCGCUGGCUUGGCCUACAGCGAGUGCUUCCUGCUGGCUGCCAUGGCAUACGACCGCUACAAGGCCAUCUGUAACCCACUUCUCUAUGCCACUGUCAUGUCCAGAAAGCUCUGCAUCCAGCUGGUGGUUGGGUCUUACGUAGCUGGUUUUGUCAAUGCCAUUGUACACACAGGCAACACCUUCCGCCUACACUUCUGUGGGAACAACAUUAUCAACCACUAUUUUUGUGAUGCACCACCACUUGUGAAGAUGGCCUGUGAUGAUACCAGGGUCUAUGAACUCAUUGUAGCCACCAUCAUUGGUUGCAAUGUUGUGGCAACCACUGCCCUCAUUCUGAGCUCCUAUGUGGGUAUAGUAGCAGCCAUCAUACACAUUCACUCAGCUGCUGGGAGGCGCAAGGCCUUCUCCACGUGCUCCGCCCACCUAGUCUCUGUCUCCCUCUUCUAUGGUUCCAUCCUCUUCAUGUAUUCUCGGCCCAGCUCCCAGCACACGCCAGACUGGGACAAGGCAAACGCUUUGUUCUACACAGUUCUCAACCCUCUGGUCAACCCCAUGAUAUACAGCUUACGCAACAAAGAUGUGAAGGCAGCCUUCAAGAAAGUCCUGGGGAAAUUCAUGACACCCAAAUGACCAUUGGUAACCCCACAUUACAGAAAUGAGAAUGAAGUAACAGCCUGUAGUGUCUUCCUUUAUCCAGCAAAAGAGAUUGUGGAAAAUACCACGAGUCCAAACUGAUGACAUCAAGGCCCUUCUACAGAAUAGUCACCAUCUUCUGUGAUCGGAACUCUUGAUAAACAUAUUCUUCCAUCAGCAGUUU